Helianthus annuus (common sunflower) is the source of this 480-nucleotide messenger RNA. RefSeq lists its product as uncharacterized. Lineage: Eukaryota; Viridiplantae; Streptophyta; Magnoliopsida; Asterales; Asteraceae. The record is from RefSeq and is a predicted model, not a curated record. The transcript is spliced from 2 exons. The coding region runs from base 1 to 480 and encodes 159 amino acids.
AUGGCACAAGUGACAGUAGACACUCUAAAAAUAGAAGAUAUACCAGUCAUUUCUGAAUUUCCUGAAAUAUUCCCUGAAGAUCUACUAGGAUUACCCCUAGAAAGGCAAGUCAACAUACUUAUCUAUUCUCGUAAUAAGAAUGAUCACGAGAAACAUCUUAGAUGUAUUCUUGAUUUUCUAAAGCAAGAAAAGCUUUAUGUAAAAUUCUCAAAGUGCGAGUUUUGGCUUAGAGAAGUCCAGUUCUUAGGACAUGUCAUUAGUGAACAAGGAAUCCAAGUGGAUCCAUCUAAGAUAGAAGCAAUCAUGAAUUGGGAAGCACCUAAGACUCCAUCUGAAAUUCGCAUCUUCUUAGGGUUAGCUAGUUAUUAUAGAAGGUUCAUUGAGAACUUCUCGAGAAUAGCCACUCCCUUAACUAUUCCCAAGAAUGCUAAGUUUGACUGGGGGGCGAAUCAGAAAGAAUCUUUCGAGAUUCUUAAAUAG